Messenger RNA from Colossoma macropomum (tambaqui), 4597 nucleotides. It is a transcript of the gene aste1b, whose product is annotated as asteroid homolog 1b. The record is from RefSeq and is a predicted model, not a curated record. NCBI's taxonomy places the organism in Eukaryota, Metazoa, Chordata, Actinopteri, Characiformes, Serrasalmidae. The coding region runs from base 190 to 2295 and encodes 701 amino acids. The transcript is spliced from 5 exons.
CCAGUGACAAACCAGCGACAGAGUGAGUGCAGGAAGCAAGCAAAGCAGCGAAAAUGGUCACUAAAUAUUAACUUUUGCGCGCUUUUAUUAAUUAAAGUAAGAAAAACGCAUCUGUAGAGACGUUUAAAACGUUAGGAAUGUCUCAGUGGUGUCGAAGGUAACGUUACGCACCUGAGUACAUUCUGCACCAUGGGGGUACACGGCCUGGCAAGUUAUGUGGAAGGAAAUCGGCAGUUCUUCACUGACCUGAAGCUGAAAAACACCCACCUUGUAAUUGACGGCUGCAGUCUGUACUUUCGAUUAUACUUCAGCUCUGGUUUGGACCAGGUGAGAGGUGGAGACUAUGACUUAUUUGCUGCUCUGGUGCGGCGUUUCUUUGCUGUGCUCUUAGAAUGCAAUGUUCGCCCGUUCGUAGUUUUAGAUGGCGGGAUGGACCAGACAGACAAGAAGUUCAAAACUCUACGUGAAAGAGCUGAGAGUAAGAUCCGCGAUGCUCAUUCUCUCUCCCGAGGGUCACAUGGCUGCGUCCUGCCCCUGCUGUCACGUGAAGUCUUCAGACAGGUCCUCUGUGAUCUUGGCAUUCCCUUGGUGCAGUGUAUUUCUGAAGCUGAUUUUGAGAUCGCCUCUCUGGCCCAUCAGUGGGGAUGUCCAGUGCUGACCAAUGACAGCGACUUCUAUAUCUUUGACUUGCAUGGUGGCUACCUGCCCUUUGCGUUCUUUGAGUGGGAAAACAUCUGCGGAAAGGGCCCGGAACGUUACAUCCCUGCCCGUCGAUUCACUGUUAACCGCUUUUGCUCACACUUUAACCACAUGAACAAGCAGCUGCUGCCUCUGUUUGCUGUCAUCACUGGUAAUGACUACACACUUGCAAAGACUACGGAGAUGUUCUUUAGCCGGGUGGAGUUACCGAGAGUGCCAAAAGGAAGGGGAAGUCAUUCUAACCCUCGGAUUGAGGGUCUGCUGCUCUGGCUGUCUCAGUUUCCUAAUCCUGGGGAUGCUCUAGAGGAAGUUCUGGAGAUCCUGGGUGGGCAACGGAAAGGCAACCUGCGAACACAGCUUUCAGCGAGGAUACAAGACUAUCAGCUCCCUCCUAACAGCACCCUGGCCCGGUUCUUCUCUAGCAGUCAACCAGCACUGCUGGAUAUCCAGAUGCUCCCAGCAGCACUGGUGUCCCAGCCAGAUUGGCUUUUGAGGGGGGUCGCCUCAGGCAGGCUGCCCCCUCUGGUGCUAGAUGUGCUAGUUCUCCAGAGAGCUCUUCUGAUAGCUCAGGUAGAGAACAGUCGUCUGCCUAGUAGCCAUGAAGUUUCACUGAGCAUUCGCAAGGCUAUUUAUGGCUUACUCUUACUUGAGAGGGCAGUGCAGGCUAAUGCUGGACAGGGGCAGAGGGGUAGAGGAAGAGGUGGCAAGGGGACAGGAGGCCAGAGUGGAGGAUCACCAGGUUCCAGUUCCUUUUGUUUUGUUGAGGAAUAUGACAGGCUUGACCUUAAUCUAAAGAAAACUCCAGUAGAGGCUCAUCUACCCAGCACUCAGCCAAAACUGAAAUUGGAUACUUUAGACAAGGUAGCAGUACCAGUCAGACUCAAGGUGCUGUUAGGAACUCUCGGGGUGAUGGAGUAUGUGCUGCAGUCCUUACCACCGCACCUGUGUCUGCCUGUGUGUGUGACAUAUUUCUGGAUGAACUCUUCCAAACCAAAGCCAAGCCCCUCACUGCUUAAAAGCCUGCUGCUAGGGCUGGUGUAUGGGGAGCUCUGUCGACGCAGGGCCAUGACUGGAGAUCCACUGUGCUCCUGUGCUGGUACUGCCUCUGUCUGUGAGCGAUUGAGCCAACUGAGAUUGAACUCUGGUCAAAAGAGGGGUCUAGACCUGGGUGUGGCUCACUCUCUCUGCCAAUGGCAGUCUUGUAUGUGGGCAGGAAUUUAUUUGAACCAGCUUUUGUGCUUCCCACUUUCUGAGCCUCACAGUGCCUGGCUGUUUAGUGGCACUCUGUUACAUGGCUUGGAAGCUGCACUUAGAGGAGGUCUGUCGGCUGAGUCUUUGCUGGCUGCUGCUCCUGCUGCCGUCCAGCUCUACUCCAUCCUAUUCAGUGCCAUAAUGGGCUUUUCUGGCCAAGGCCAUGCUCCUCCUCGCCCUGCACCUUUACCAGCAGCAGGCAGUAGCAAGGGAAAGGGACGUGGUAAAAGGGGACGGAGAGGUGGUGGCAGGGGCAACAGAGGCAGAGGGGGAACGUCUCAUGCCACUGGUUUGGAUAACAGGUUUGGUAUGCUAACCGUUGAGGAUGACUGGGAUGAAGACUAAAAAAGUGAGAGGAAAAAAGUUGUUACAAGGGAGGCUUAUCAGAAGAAGUGAAUUUUCAAACCAUUCUCUGACUUCUCUGACCAGGGUAAAAUGCCAGUUAACAUUCUCUUCACACCCCUGAGAUAUGAAAUGACCUGGUUAAAUGCUCAGAAGGCACUCAUAUAUAGUCCAGCAUAUGUAGUCAACAUAAAACAUACAACCUGUACAGCAGUUGCUCGACGUGUCAAUGUCAAAGUACCAUUACCCUUUUUUAAGGAAGACUUUAAACAAAAAACGAAGGGGUUUUGAAAAAGAUUUAUAUGUCAGUGAGCGACAAUGUAUCAUACCUGUUAGAGCAAAACACGGCAGCUGUCAUUUACACUGUCAAAUUUCAUGAUAAACAGACCAACAGAAGUGGUCCAAACUGUCCAAAACGAUGUAGAAUAAAAUCUUGUUCUAUUAACUCACUAAAGUUUUUUUUUUUUUUGUUUUGUUUUUUUUAACAGCAGUGAUAUAGGCUGUAAAAAGAUCUCGAAAGUUAUUAAUACUCAAACCAUCCCUUAAAAAGCAAAACUUGAUUUUUAUCAUUGGCAUGGCUUAAUAAAUAGUCUGUGCCUAUAUUUAUAUUAAUGUGAGUGCUCUCCUCCACCUACUGGGGGGUUCUGUUUUAAUGAUUUAGGAGUGUUUUAGGUUGAGCAGCCAUCAUAGGCUUUUUCUUGGUUGAUUGUGCCUGGUUACUUUGAUACAAAAGCUGUAUUUAGAGAGAAUGCAGCAGCAUAGACUGGUCUGUUCCUGAAUCAGAUUGCGAGAGAAUGAUUUGAAAAUGAACAUCUUUCUAUAAGUCCUUCUUUUAAUAAUCUGAAAGUGGGACUUGGGAAGAGGGCUAUGAGAGAAGCAGAAACAAAUGAGGAAAGAACCGUUUAAAGAAGGACCUGAAAUGACCAAAAUGAUUUCCAGUUUUAGUUAAGUCUACAGCUUGUCAUAUCAGGGAAAUGUCUAUCUUUGGUCCAUGUGCCUAUUACUUUAAAACACUUUAUCGGGUUAGGUUAGAAAAAAAUGCUUUUGCUCUGUUCUUACAUGCAGUGUGCCUUUUAUAAAGGCCAAAAUUAUUUUAAGCAAACUCUAAUUUUAUGGCAGCUAAAGGAAAAUGGCUCUGUACCAGAGAGCUUGGCUUGCACUAAUGCUGUGGAGCUGCUGUAUCGUGCAUGAGAUGAUCCUGUUAUGAUUCAACUUUUAUACACUCUAAUUUAGUUUUUUAUUCAGAUUUGUAUGAUGAACUUAUGUUUUUGCUUAUCUUGCCAUCAAGUAGUGCAAAAAGGAUGAGGAAGUAAUGACUUAUACUAUUUUUAUACUAUCGCUGUGUGAAUGAUGCUGGUGUCUACAACUUACGUUUUUUAUUUUUUCAGUAAUUGUGGUAGAUACUGUGACACGAGCUAAUGUGACAUCACUUUUGAGAAAUGUGCCAUGAGAACAGAUGAUUAGAUGAUGCACAUUUUUUAUAUUUGAUGUCUAUUUGGUUUGUGGCUUCUAAUUUCAGCCUGGUGAUUGUAUGGAUCGUAGCUGGAUCCUCUGUGGUAAACCACUUUUUUAACAUCUCUUUACUAUUGCAGUCAGGACAGUUUCAAAUGCACAUAACUGUACCCUUAAAGUGAUGCUUUGUCCAAAAAUCUAAAGUUUAAAAAAAUGUCCAUUACCCCAAAUGUUGUUGGUAAAUGAAGAUGUGUCUGAAGUGUGUUUGCUUAGGCUUAGCUAUGAAGCUAAUGUAGCUAACAAGCAAUAGAGGCGUUAUAGCCACCAGCUUAGCAGCUUGCAUGAACACUUUCAAGCUCCAGUGCAGAACUAAAAAAGGAAACUUUGGACAUCAAACAUGACGUGGCUGAUCGACUAUGUUUGGAGUAAGGAGAAAAUUAUAUCAGUUGGAUUCUUGACUGAAACAUGGUUUUUAGUUUAUAGAAACCCAAAGCUGACUUUUAAUACUAUAUAGUCUAUAUAACUGUUUCACCAGGACAAAUAAACGAAAAGAAAAAUACAUGUUUUAUAAAGUUUUUGGAAAGAUUAGUUUUGAUUAGACAUUUUCUAAGGAUAUUUAUUGAAUAAUGUGAAUGGUUGAGAAUUCUUAUAUUGAUCAUUUCCUCUAUUGAUGCAGCUCACUGUAAUUUGUUCCUCUGGAUCGUGUCAUGAAAUUAGAAUAAAUUUAACACUAAGCCCUCUUAGCCAGAGGUUUGAAUGUGUUAAGACAGAUUUGGAUUUUCAGAUUUUUAUUUAUUAAUAACCCUAUGUCCUAUUCCCAUCUCAACUUUCAAUAAAGUCUAAAUGCCAACCA